Messenger RNA from Tyto alba (common barn owl), 1385 nucleotides. RefSeq names its product LSM7 homolog, U6 small nuclear RNA and mRNA degradation associated (gene LSM7). Gene Ontology annotation, cellular component: U12-type spliceosomal complex; Lsm1-7-Pat1 complex; U2-type prespliceosome. Bases 72 to 428 code for a protein of 118 amino acids. The record is from RefSeq and is a predicted model, not a curated record. Gene Ontology annotation, molecular function: RNA binding. Gene Ontology annotation, biological process: nuclear-transcribed mRNA catabolic process; mRNA splicing, via spliceosome. Lineage: Eukaryota; Metazoa; Chordata; Aves; Strigiformes; Tytonidae. The transcript has 4 exons.
CCGCCCCGCCUUCGUCCGCCGCUAAUGCGCGGCGCCGGGGCGUGGCGUCACUUCUGGCGGCGGCGAAUGAAAUGGCGAGCAGUGGCGGCGGCGGCGGUGGGGCGGCGGCGAGCAAGAUGGCGGAUAAGGAGAAGAAAAAGAAGGAGAGUAUUCUGGAUCUCUCCAAAUACAUCGACAAAACAAUCCGAGUAAAAUUCCAAGGUGGGAGAGAAGCAAGUGGUGUCUUGAAAGGAUUUGACCCUCUUCUGAACCUUGUGCUUGAUGGUACCAUUGAGUAUAUGCGAGACCCAGAUGAUCAAUACAAAUUAACAGAAGACACACGUCAGCUGGGACUUGUGGUCUGCAGAGGGACUUCUGUGGUUCUUAUUUGUCCACAAGAUGGAAUGGAAGCUAUUCCAAACCCUUUCAUUCAGCAGCAAGAUGGCUAAUGCUUUCUUUGGUUUGUCUCUGAAGAGGGUGCAAGGGUGCAAAUCAUCAGAGAAAACUAUCAGUGUGUGAGAAGCUCCCUGUUGUGGGGGAGGAGUUUGAAUGUGUAUUUGUUAGUGUGAACGAAUGGUCAACUUUUAGUUUUGUGACUUUCCAUAAAUGGUGAGAGAAUGGGGCACUGUGUGUAAGAAGUAAGUUUUUAUUUUUUAUUUUUUUUUUUUUUUUUCCCCAAAUAAAUGUGUAACUACAUUGUUAGAGCCAACAGGAGAGAAUAUAUUGUCGUGGAAUUGUCUGAGACCCUCUUGGUCUUGUGAGUUUUGAAACAACCAUAUAAGAUUAGUAAAGAAUGCCCUGAUUAAUGGCUAUAGUGCUUAUAUUUUUAAAUACAUUAAAAUGUAUUUAAUCUAAAUUAGUGUAAAGCCUAAAUACAUCAGAACAUUUUUUUCUUCCUCUUACAUGUCAGUACUCAGAUGGGAAGCAUUGUGUUGUAGUCUUCCUUCUGUUGAGUUUAGUCUCUUGCCUGCUUGCUCCAGUGCAUGCAGGAAAAUUACUUUCCUGUAUAGUACCUAGUCAUUACUUUUACAAGCUGUGUAGCUAGGAAGUUAUUUUCUAGCACUUGUUCUAGAUCUUGUGGGCUGUGAUCUGUGUAUCAGAAUACUCCCACAUUACUACAGAAGGACUGGACUAACUUCUAGGAGGGUUCUUGGCUGAGUGACGUGAACCUUAUGGAAAUAUCUACUUGAUACUUGGAAUUUUAGGGGAAGAACAUUUAAGAUCCUACUGUUCAACUGUAGGCAGUGUCUGGAAAUACUGCAUAUUUUUAUAUUGUAGUUAUCCACUUGUGGUUCUGCUUGUUGUAACUGGAUUUGUAAGUAAACAUUUUUAUUUCUUUUAUACUACAGAAAUACCAAGAUUUGAGGACUUUUGCGUGAAUAAAUACAAAUUAAUCUGUUUCAAAA